Molecule: messenger RNA, 1533 nt
Organism: Rhododendron vialii
Lineage: Eukaryota; Viridiplantae; Streptophyta; Magnoliopsida; Ericales; Ericaceae
Exons: 4
Coding region: 310-1128 (272 amino acids)
Source: RefSeq, a predicted model, not a curated record
CUUAGGUAGCGUAGAUUAGAUUUAACAAAUGAAGAGAGAGAGAGAUUAGUUUUUGGGAUAUUUUGGUUCGAACCCGGAACCACCGAAUAUUCUCUCUCCACAAGUAGAUAACACCAGCACAAGGAGAGAGAAAACAGAGGAGUGUCCCCAAAGGAAAGGACUAGGGCUCCCUCUUUCCCCUCUCUCUCUCUUUCUCUCUCUAUAUCUUCUCCUAAAUUCCUGUCUCUCUACCUCUCUCUCCUACAUCAAUCAAAACCUCCUCUUUUCUUUUUUUCUAAAUUGAAUUAAUUUACGGGAUUGUUAUUGACAAUGGAGGAGAUGAAUGUAGAGAAGAAUCAAUUUACAUCGCCGUGCAAUAAUGCCAAUUCCAAUGGCAAUGUCGUAAAUAAGUCGAAAUCGACGCCGGCCAAGUUUCCGCUCACGUUUUGGGAGAUGGCGGUUGCUUCCGCCGUCAUUUUGAGCUUCGCGGUAGGGCUCGUAGGCGUGUACCUUACGAUGCCCGCAUCGGAUUACAGCUUCCUCAAGCUUCCCCGUAGCCUCGAAGAUCUCCAAAUCCUCAGAGAUCACCUUGAGAGCUACACAAGCGACUACACUAUACAAGUCCUCGUGGGGUAUUGUGUCGUCUACAUUUUCAUGCAGACUUUCAUGAUCCCAGGAACCGUUUUCAUGUCAUUGCUCGCUGGAGCCCUUUUCGGAGUCUUCAAAGGUGUAGCGUUGGUGGUGUUCACUGCCACUGCUGGUGCUUCUUCUUGCUAUUUUCUUUCCAAAGUGAUUGGGCGGCCCCUUCUCUCUUCUCUCUGGCCCGAUAAGCUUGUAUUCUUCCAAGCACAGGUGGCUAAAAGAAGAAAGGGGUUGCUGAACUAUAUGCUUUUCCUAAGAGUGACCCCUACCUUGCCAAAUACAUUUAUUAACGUGGCUUCACCAAUAGUUGAUGUGCCUUACCAUAUUUUCUUCCUAGCAACCGUCAUCGGGAUCAUUCCUGCUGCUUAUGUUACAGUCAAGGCUGGCAUAGCUCUGGGUGAGUUGCGAUCAGUAGCUGACCUCUACGACUUCCAUUCAAUAGCAACUCUGUUCCUCAUUGGUAUUGUAUCGGUUACCCCCACGCUGCUGACCAAGAACCAAACCUAAGCAAAAUCACCAAACGAAAAACACUCGGUUAACAUGGUCUCCGUGUUCUCCAGGCAGCGGUUACAUGACUGGAUGUAUAGAUCAAAAAAUAAGUGCAAUGUAAAGCUUUAUCUUAGCCAUCGAUUCGUCACUACUGAAGCUUGGAGAUGGUAUGAAGGGGUGUCAGGUCUCAAAUGGAUCCUCUCCGUUCAGUAUAUGGGAUGAUGUCAGAGACUGUCGAGUGUUUCACCAUUAUAUCAUUGUUGAGCAUUCAAUAUCCAAAAUCAUUCUGGAAAUACAAUGUAGUCCAAUUCAUUUGCUUUGACAAAAAAAAUGAAGAAAAGAAAAGGAAAAAAGUGAUACUUUUGAAGUAUUGUAAUGCGUAACAUUAGUUGUGUUUAAUGUUUUCUUGAUAAUGAUUUGUAA